Toxotes jaculatrix (banded archerfish) is the source of this 6102-nucleotide messenger RNA. It is a transcript of the gene ksr2, whose product is annotated as kinase suppressor of ras 2. Gene Ontology annotation, molecular function: protein kinase activity; ATP binding. The record is from RefSeq and is a predicted model, not a curated record. The coding region runs from base 1 to 2829 and encodes 942 amino acids. The transcript is spliced from 19 exons. Lineage: Eukaryota; Metazoa; Chordata; Actinopteri; Toxotidae. Gene Ontology annotation, biological process: protein phosphorylation.
AUGAACGAGGAGAUGACAAAAAGCGAGGAGCAGCAUCUUAGUUUGCAGAAAGCCUUGCAGCAGUGCGAGUUGGUGCAAAACAUGAUAGACAUAAGCAUUUCUAGUUUGGAGGGUUUACGGACCAAAUGUGCCACAUCCAACGACUUGACACAAAAAGAGAUACGAACGCUGGAGGGGAAGUUGGUGAAGUACUUCAGCCGCCAGCUGUCCUGUAAGUGCAAAGUGGCCUUAGAGGAGCGCAGUGCUGAGCUGGAGGACUUCCCUCGCCUCGGCCACUGGUUCCGCAUCGUCAACUUAAGGAAAGAGGUCACAGAGGAGAUGAGCCCAGGUGAGCUGACCCUGGAGGGCCUGCUGGAGAUGAGUGAGGACCAGGUGUGUGAGCUGUUGCAGAAGUUUGGUGCCAGCGAAGAGGAGUGUGCCAGACUCAACGCCUCCCUGUCCUGCCUCAGAAAGGCCCACCAGCUCGGUAAGGGGAGCCAGGCAAAGCAGGACUGGUCCAUCCAGUGGCCUACCUCUGAAUCGGGCAAAGAAAACACUCCGGUGUGCCAGCCAGAGGCCAGUCAGUGGAUCCGUUUCCAGCUCUCCCAAAGCCCCAAAGUCCAGUCCAAGUAUAACCAGCACAUGUGCCACAGCCCCCAGGCCCUGGCUCCCCCUUUGUACGUUGAUCGACUCACUGUCGACAGUCCCGCCACAGGGCUCUUCCCUCCCUUGGACUCCGGUCAUCGCUCCCUGCCCCCGUCACCCCGCCAGAGGCAUUUUGGCCACACACCUCCUCGGACUCCCUUGGUGAUCAACACCAUGACCCCACCAGGCACUCCUCCCAUGCGGCGAAGGAACAAAGUGAAGGCCCCAGGAACGCCGCCUCCGCCCAGCCGCAAACUCAUUCAUCUGCUGCCUGGCUUCACAGCACUGCACCGCAGCAAAUCCCAUGAGUUCCAGCUGGGGAACCGUUUGGAUGACACACAGACACCAAAAGCCAAGAAGAAGACCAAACCCUUGAACCUUAAGAUCCACAGCAGUGUGGGCAGCUGUGAGAAUCUGCCCACACAACGCUCACCCCUCCACACCGAACGAUCGCUGCGAUCCUUCUUCUUUCCCUCCUUCAUCCCUUCCACACCUCCUGUCCAUGCAGAAACACCCUCUGCAAACACUCUCUCAGUGCCUCGCUGGUCCCCACAGAUUCCCCGAAGAGAUCUGGGAAACUCAAUAAAACACAGGUUUUCCACAAAGUAUUGGAUGUCCCAGACAUGCAUAGUGUGUGGAAAGGGAAUGUUGUUUGGACUGAAAUGUAAAAACUGCAAGCUGAAGUGCCACAACAAAUGCACCAAAGAAGCCCCACCUUGCCAUUUACUGAUCAUACAGCGAGGCGGACGAGAAUCCCUCAAAGCUCGUCUGGUACGGACCGAAUCAGUGCCAUGUGACAUCAACAACCCGCUCAGGUACACAGACCUGCACAUCAGUCAGACGCUCCCCAAAACCAACAAAAUCAACAAGGAUCACAUCCCAGUCCCGUACCAACCAGACUCCAGCAGUAAUCCCUCAUCCACCACCUCCUCCACCCCAUCCUCUCCAGCUCCUCCUUUGCCCAGCAGUGCCACGCCCCCCUCGCCACUACACCCCUCCCCGCAGUCAGCGCGGCAACAGAAACAGUUCAACUUGACAGCCUCCAGUUAUUUCAAAUACAAACAACAGUUCAUCUUCCCAGAUGUUGCUCCAGAGGCUCCUCCCAGCAGAGCGCCGCAGGUCAUCCUGCACCCUGUCCUGUCUGAACCAGGGAAUGAGGGCAACCCUUUACUUCAGAUCGAGGUUGAACCUACAUCAGAUAACGAGGAGGGGAAUGAUGAAGACUCCGGUGACGAGUUUGAGGAGAUGAACCUAUCGCUCCUGUCGGCUCGCAACUUCCCACGCAAGGCCAGCCAGACCAGCAUCUUCCUGCAGGAGUGGGACAUCCCGUUCGAGCAGCUGGAGAUUGGGGAGAUGAUCGGUAAGGGGCGCUUUGGCAAGGUUUUCCACGGACGCUGGCAUGGCGAGGUCGCCAUCCGCUUGAUCGACAUCGAGCGUGACAACGAGGACCAGCUCAAGGCGUUCAAGCGUGAGGUGAUGGCCUACCGCAACACUCGCCACGAGAAUGUCGUGCUGUUUAUGGGGGCCUGCAUGAGCCCACCACAUCUGGCCAUCAUCACCAGCUUGUGUAAAGGCAGGACGCUUUAUUCUGUGGUGCGGGACGCCAAGGUUGUGCUGGAUGUUAACAAGACCCGACAGAUCGCACAAGAGAUGGUCAAGGGGAUGGGCUACCUCCACGCUAAAGGGAUCUUACACAAAGACAUGAAGUCCAAGAAUGUGUUUUAUGACAACGGCAAAGUCGUCAUCACCGACUUUGGACUCUUCACCAUAUCUGGAGUUCUGCAGGCUGGCAGCCGGAGAGAAGACAAACUGAGGAUCCCGAAUGGCUGGCUGUGUCACCUGGCCCCAGAAAUCAUCCAGCAGCUCUCUCCGGACACAGAGGAGGACAAGCUUCCCUUCUCCAAACAGUCGGAUGUCUUUGCUUUUGGCACCAUCUGGUAUGAGUUGCACGCACGUGAGUGGCCUUACAAGAGUCAGCCAGCAGAGGUGAUCAUAUGGCAGAUUGGCAGUGGGAUGAAGCCCAACCUCGCUCAAACUGGCAUGGGAAAGGAGAUAUCAGAUAUUCUGCUCCUGUGCUGGGCGUACAAGCAGGAAGAGCGGCCCAGCUUCUCCAAGCUGGUAGACUUACUGGAAAAGUUGCCAAAACGGAACCGCCGCCUUUCCCACCCAGGGCACUUCUGGAAGUCAGCUGAGUAUGUCAAAUGAGUUAGAGACACAAAACAGCAAACAAUCAGCAACUAUUAAAAAUCAGCCGCCAUAACUCUACAUAAAUAACCCACCUCCUUAAAGAAUGCACUGAAUCCAAAAGCCAGCCCAGUGAUGAAAACUGCCCGUGCUGUGUGUAUUUUCAUGGAAUGUUGGCAUGUGUGUGUACAGAUAAGUUGACUGUCCAGCUUCUCAAAGCAGUCGGGACUCAUACUUUUCUUUGGUUUGAUUUAAACCAUACUGGAUAUCUUUCCUUUAUCUUUUUUGUCUUUUACUAUUGACUUGUUCCCUUCAUAAUAUUUGAUUUAUUUCCUGGAUGUACCUUGCUUGUAACUUUUCGACUGAUCACAUCAUCCUGGACUUAAAACACGUUUGAGAACAAAUGUAGAUUUAUUUUUUUUUCCAUGUCUGUUUUUUGUUGUUGUUUUGAAUGAAUGUAACUGUUGAACAUCACACAUUGUAUAUUUUCAUAACAUUGUUUUUCCAUUCCUUAUGUCUGUCAACUGUGUAGACCGUUUUGUCACUGUUACCUCAUGGUCUCAUGUGUGGAUGUCUGUACAGGUUACAUGUUUGUCUCAAAAGCUUUAUUUAACUUAAAAUGUCCUUUUAUUUACACCGCACCAUUUGAAUGUGAAGAAGCCAGCGUCUCUAUUUGUGCGGGGAUGUGUUGGCACGGUUCUUUGAUGGGAGACUGUUCUCUGAUCAGCCUGCGCUUUGAAUAUUGCCUGUGAACAUGAGCUUGAGACGCUUGAACAAUAACAGCCUUUGAAAAAAAAAAAAAAAAAAAAGAAAGAAAGAAAAAAAAGAAAAAGAAGCCGCUGGUCAGACCAGGACUCCCUCACUUGACGCUGUUCUGUGAAAUCGCUGACACUUGAAAUGUAUCUCGUCAACUGUUGCAGAACUAAUUACCCUUCAGAAAUGCUAUCACUGAGCCCCCCCUCCUCCAUUCCCCAUUUCCCAGAAAUAAAUGUAUUAUUUAUUUUAAAUAGCUAUUGAUAGAUACAGAAUAAAAUAGAUACUAAUUAAAAUCUAAAGCUUGCAACCAUAUAGUCAGUUCAGAAACUUUAAGUUAAUUGACUCGGUACAUGAACUUUGUAGACUCUAAUCCGUGUCAAGGUGUUGAAAAUGACAUGUUAGCUUUCUGCGUAGUAUAUGAAACUGUUUUAUGAAAUAGUUUGAAAUGGAUUAUAGACCUGUUGCCAGUGGGGCUGGGUGUGAGGGCAGGAAUGAUUUGAUUAGGAAAAUUAAGUUUUGAGUUUCCUAGCUCAGUGAUGAUGUGACUGUUAGACACAUAAAGGGAGAGCACAUGACCUUUAAAAGGCAAACAAAAACUCAGAGAAGUCAAAGUAAGCUUUGAGUUUGUUUUUGGCUUGUUAAAAUGUGUCUGGAGUUGCUUAAAAGCAGUGUUGUAGUCACUUUGAAUUGGAGCCUCAUAUUCAAAUCACCUCAUCUUGAAUUUUGAUCCAAAAAAUAAUUUAACUUAUUUUCUUUUAACUUUUAUGAUGCACAUUUUUAAGAAUCAGUGUAUUUCCAAAACAUUUAAGCAACACAUUGCAAGUAAAGUUGACCAUUUUUAAAGAUGGCAUUCUGGAAAGUGGGGAUGUCUGAAGAAGAACUCUUCCAAAUCAUUGCUAGCUGCCUAAAGAAACUUUCCAAUCAUUGAUAAAUUACUUUAAUUAGUUACAAAUGAGCUUGUUGAGGUGUGUUCAGACUGAAUGCAAAGUGAAUUUUAGAGCUAGAGCCUAUUGGAAAAACAGAAGGUUAAGCAAACAUGCUUGAUUCACUCAAGGUGGAGCUAAUUACAGCAAGAUUAUGUAAGUUUUGCUGAGGCUUCAGGAGACAGUUGUGAGACCAGGCUAAGGACAAAACAGCUCCUACCACUAUGUUUAGCACUUGGCUAAAAUGCCAAGCUAUUUUAAGAGAGGUGGAGAAGAGUCACAAACAAGGCAAACUGGCUCAGUAAUAUCAACUGCACCGCAAUGUUUCUCUAAACUUUAUUAGCAUUAGCUAACACUAGGCACCACAAACUACAGUCAAACCAGUCCAAUUCAACUUUCCUUUGUAAGAGGGAGACUGUUAUUUCACAUCUCUUAAGUUGCAUAGGCAAAGACAGGUACAUUGAAAUUAAAAAUGUUUAGCUUAUUUUUAAAAAAAAUUGGACUUGUCUUGGUAUUGACUAGGCUACUCUUGAUUACAACACUGCUGAAAAAGUGACUAUUGGACAAAUUAAUCUUAUACUUGCCUCCUUGUUUAUAUAUAUAUAUCUUUAAAGAUUUUAUUUACACAAACCUAAAGAGGUAAAUUGACUUCUUGGAUUAUAAAGUUAAAGUAAGAAGUAAGUAACUUAAAUCUGGCUGAACUUUCCCUUUAACAUAUCAGAAGAGACAUAUCAGGAUGCUGAAGACCAGCCCAGGCCAUUUUUCUACAUACUUCAUGCUGUAUAUCGUAAUAUAUUUUAAAUGUAUGUUUUAGAGACAAAUCUGAGUCAUAUCAUCAUGAAUUGGAAGUUGUGGCGUCAUUCGAGCUGUAUACUGCUUUUGAUUCUCUCUAGCCACGUUGAAUAGACAGAGACAAUCCAAUCAUGUUAAAUAGCCAUUUUCCACUUCAUUAUUUACACAUCAGCCAGUGUUGGAAAAUGCAUACAAACAAUCUGCUGCUGUUUUUUGGAGUCUGUCUAUUUUGGAAUUGCUGGGAUACAAAUAUUGUAAGUGGAUCAUUUAUAUUUGUACUGUUUACAACUUUCAAGUGCAUGAGAUGGACUAUCAAAGAUUGAUUCUUGUUAUGAAAAAAAAAAAUCCUUCGACACUAUAUAUAAAAAGUAUGUGAGCAUUUUCUGAUGAACUAUUGUCCAUUGAGCAGUUUGAUCUCAAUACCUAAUGAAGUUUUACGUCAGGCUUUGCAAAACUUUUCAACAGCUUUGUUUGAGAUUGUUUCAGUAUAUUUAUAGAUUAUAUAAAUGAUUAGACUAGCAUUUAAAUAAGAAGAGUUACGACCUGUGCACAUGCUAGAGUUGACAACCCGACUGGACAACAAUCAAAGAUCUAACAUUAGUGCCAAGUGUACAUAACAGAUUGUAGACUAUGUUUUAUCGUCACUUGCCGUAAUACCAAUAUUCCUUGUGAAUUUUUUGACUUCUUUCUUUUGAAUGUACAAAUUGUGUUGUGUUUUUUGGUUGUUUUUUUGUUUUUGUUUUUUGUUCACUUAAAUUUCUUUUCCUCCAUUUUCCUUCUAAUUGCAUAAGCACUGAUGCCGUGUGGUUCUUUUCCCCUUGAU